This is a messenger RNA of Pseudophryne corroboree (corroboree frog), 3961 nucleotides long. RefSeq names its product phosphodiesterase 3A (gene PDE3A). NCBI's taxonomy places the organism in Eukaryota, Metazoa, Chordata, Amphibia, Anura, Myobatrachidae. Gene Ontology annotation, biological process: positive regulation of oocyte development; oocyte maturation. The transcript is spliced from 16 exons. The record is from RefSeq and is a predicted model, not a curated record. Gene Ontology annotation, cellular component: cytosol. Bases 12 to 2681 code for a protein of 889 amino acids. Gene Ontology annotation, molecular function: calmodulin-activated 3',5'-cyclic-GMP phosphodiesterase activity.
AGCAGCAGCAGAUGCCUCCCCCCUCACACAAGCCAGCCUCAGUCCUCCUCACACUCACUGCUCCUGACUGCUGCCCCAGCCCCACUGGAGGAGAAGGGGCCACAGCUGACAUGUCCCAGAGGAGGACCUCCCUGCCAUGCAUCCCCCGGGAGCAGCUCCUGAGCCAUCCGGAAUGGGAUCACAAGCGCGGCUCCAGGGGGUCACAGUCGUCUGGUACCAGCAUCACUGUAGACAUUGCUGUCAUGGGGGAAGCCCACGGCCUCAUCACAGAUUUACUAGCGGACGCCUCGUUACCCCCCCACGUCUGCACCUCAUUACGGGCCGUCAGCAACCUGCUAAGCACCCAGCUAAGCUUCCAGCCCAUCCACAAGCCGAGAGGCAACCCUCUGGUCACCUUCAACGAGAACUACGUCUGCUCUGAUUCAGAGGAAGGGUCCGAAAAAGGCGACAAGAUGACCAUACCGAAGCGGUUACGGAGGAGUCUGCCAUCAGGACUGUUGCGGAGGGUCUCUUCCACGUGGACCACAACCACAUCGGCCACCGGUUUACCAACUCUAGAACCAGCACCGGUGAGAAGAGACCGCAGCGGCAGUAUUAAACCCACUGACACAACCUCCUCCAGCACUAGCAGCUCCGACACCUGGAACAACUCUCUACUGGGGAACAUCAGCAAGAGCCGCUCAUUCUCUACGCCAUUUGUCAUAGCCAAUGCUAAUCACCUUAAUUCAAAGAGAAGGCAAGGUAUUCCUCCCAGCAUUUCUCCACUUACCUCCCCGUGCCAUUCUCCCAUUCACGGGACACCAGCCCCCAGCCCCACAAUAAAAUCCCUCCCUGUACAGUUCACAGACUCUACUGAGGGGAGCAGACUGAACCCACAUAAAGCCUUAACAUGUACGAAGAGUGCGCCAGAGAUCCCUGAGCCGCUCCACGAAGCCCCCGUUGUCUGUAGCAGCUGCGGGAGGCCGUACAGCCAGAAUAAUCCAGCCGUCAGGACGCCGGACACCGAUGUCACGCACUCCCAGAACAGAGCAGACGAUCCGGCUCACACCACGUCAGACUAUGACAGUAUGCACGAGACCAACAACAGCGACAGCAGCGACAUUGUACAGAAUGAUGACGACGCAGAGGGAGAGGUGACGCAGUCCAGGAAAGGAUCUGUGUGCAGGACGUAUCGGCCGGACAACAUCGAACUCCAUACGUUAAUAGCAACAACCGAGGAGAAACCGAUUCUGGCUCCAGAGCCGCUAAUAAUGGACAAUCUAGAGAAGCACAUGGGAGAGGUCAACAAUUGGAACUUCCCCAUAUUUGAUGUUGUAGAGAUAACGGGGCAGUCAUGUGGCAGAAUCCUCAGCCAGAUGACUUACAGACUCUUUGAUGACAUGAAUCUUCUGCAGACGUUUAAGAUCCCGUUGAAGGAAUUCAUGAACUAUUUCCAUGCACUGGAGAAUGGAUACAGAGAUAUUCCCUAUCACAACCGGAUUCACGCUACGGAUGUGCUGCAUGCGGUCUGGUACCUGAGCACACAGGCCAUCCCGGGGCUCUGCAAUGUGGUGACUGAUCAGGGAUCAGCCAGUGACUCCGACUCUGAUAGCGGGAUCACACACACACACGUGGGUUAUGUAUUUUCCAAGACUUACAGUCCCUCAGAAGACUCUUAUGGAUGCUUGUCCGGCAAUAUUCCAUCUCUAGAACUCAUGGCUCUGUACGUAGCGGCUGCCAUGCACGAUUACGACCAUCCGGGACGCACUAACGCGUUUCUGGUCGCUACGAGCGCACCUCAGGCAGUGCUGUACAAUGACCGCUCGGUCCUGGAGAACCACCACGCUGCCGCCGCCUGGAACCUGCUGCUUUCAAGGCCGGAAUACAAUUUCUUGGUCAACUUAGAUCACAUGGAGUUCAAAAGGUUUCGCUUCCUUGUGAUUGAGGCCAUUCUAGCCACCGACCUUAAGAAGCACUUUGAUUUCCUGGCAGAAUUCAAUGCAAAGGUGAAUGAGGACGUGGGUCCUGGAAUCAACUGGUCCAACGAGAAUGACCGAUUGCUGGUCUGUCAGAUGUGCAUAAAACUGGCCGACAUCAACGGGCCCGCCAAAUGUAAGGACUUGCACUUAAAGUGGACGGAAGGAAUCGUCAAUGAGUUCUAUGAGCAGGGCGAUGAAGAAGCCAGUCUCGGCCUCCCAAUCAGCCCCUUCAUGGACCGAUCAGCCCCUCAGUUAGCAAAACUUCAAGAAUCAUUUAUAACUCACAUUGUGGGACCACUAUGUAAUUCCUACGACUCAGCGGGACUGAUGCCCGGGAAAUGGAUAGAUGGCGACGACGAUUCCGGUGAUACGGACGAGCAGGACGAAGACACCGACACUACAGAGGAGGAAACGUCCGAACCCUCUGAAAUCUUAACAAGUAUGUCCUCUCAGAUCUUCUGUUGUUUCAAAGAUGCCUUGUGGGGGAUAUAUUCAGGGAAGGAAAAGAAAAAGUGUAAAAGAAAAAUCUACUGUCAGAUAACCCAUCACCUGCUGGAGAACCACAAGAUGUGGAAGAAAGUGAUGGAGGACGAGCAGCGGUCGGAGGUGGUAGACAAGGAGCCGUCCGCCCUACACCAAACCUCAGAACAAAUCCAGGCCAUCAGGGAGGAGGAGGAGGCGAGUCCCAAACAGGAAACCUCAGACGGAGAGAAGGACGAAUGAGCAGGUGGAGGAGGUUCCGCUUCGCUCCUCUCGCCACCAGCACAAAGCUUAGACACAACACUGUAGAAGAUGCAGCAAGAGGGACGAUCUCCUGCCUCUGUCUGUUAUUGUGUUUUUCUAUAUACAGCGACCUCUAAUGCUCACAGAGACAUCUGCCCCCCGCGCCGCAUCUAGAGACUUGGCCAAUGGGGCUGUAGCAGGACGGGCACAGCCGCACGUUGAGGAAAUAUAUAAUAUAUUUAAUAGCUAUUUACCUAUAUGCAUCAUGGGAAACACACGCCUGUCUACGGCUGUGUGGAGAUAUAUAUAUAUAUAUAUAUAUAUAUAUAUAUACACGGUGACUGUGAACAAAAUGACACGCACACAUAUUGUGAAAGGGAAACUGUCACUUAUUUUGGUUAUCGUGAACCCUCCCCGUCUCCGGGAGGUCCCAUAGGUUACCUAAUUGUCCUGAGGCAGGUGACGCCCUGUGGGUGGAGUCUGGAACCAUCUCGUCUGCCUUUGCGGAGUCCGUUCUUCAACAUGGCGGAGCGAUAUGUAAGGACUCAGCAUAUCUACCAUUAUACGCACUGUUGUACUAAGUGUUCCUCAGAAACGCCUUGUGGCGGCCAUUUGAAAAAAAACGUAUAACCUGUUUUUAGAAGCUCGGCAUCGCAAAAAAAAAAUCUAUAAAAUUCAGAUGCCCGUUAUUACAGUGACAAAAAGUAAAUUUAUCUUCUGCCAUAUUUCUGUGAUUGAAUGCCUCCCUAAUGACAUGUAACGUCGGGGGCAGUAUAAAGCCCCACACUCAGGGCGGCAGACUGUACGCACUCUGCAGAUAGACGCUGUCCGGCUGCCGCUGUCUGCAGUACAGGGCUCUCCUGUGUGAUACAUGUAGGUUUGGAUAGACUGACAAUAUUUGUCUUUUAUAGCCUGUAAUGCACUAACAAUAAAUCAUUACAUUGAUUCGACACCACAAUGGCCAGCCGUGCAGCUGCGGGUGAAAUAGGUAAUCGUUCCCCUGUACAUGAAAGGUACUGAUUGGCCGGUGGAUGUAUAGUUCCGGACAGAGCCGGCCCUAACCAACAUGAUGCCCUAGGCAAGAUUUUGGCUGGAGCCCCCUAGCACCGCUGCUAGUUCUGCAGGAGAUGCCUGGCAUGAGUCAGCUGGCAGCUCUGCUAACAUUGAGCACCUUUUGUUUAUGAAAAUGCCUCUUAUUUGCAUUACUAUGUGGCUAGGAUACACAAGCAGCUUCUGCUGAUUAAAAUGAUAUGCAGCAUGCCUGUAUUCUGUGUGUGACU